Ficedula albicollis (Collared flycatcher) is the source of this 2274-nucleotide messenger RNA. It is a transcript of the gene GDA, whose product is annotated as guanine deaminase. NCBI's taxonomy places the organism in Eukaryota, Metazoa, Chordata, Aves, Passeriformes, Muscicapidae. Gene Ontology annotation, molecular function: zinc ion binding; guanine deaminase activity. The transcript is spliced from 13 exons. The coding region runs from base 95 to 1225 and encodes 376 amino acids. Gene Ontology annotation, cellular component: cytosol. Gene Ontology annotation, biological process: guanine catabolic process. The record is from RefSeq and is a predicted model, not a curated record.
GUUUGUGGAACAAGCUGAUCAGCUAGAGCAACUGGCUAAGACGUGGGGGUUCAAAACAUCUGACAUAAGACAACUGAGUAAACAUGAAUUCUUCAUGCCAGGAUUGGUUGAUACACAUAUUCAUGCCCCUCAGUAUUCAUUUACUGGUACAAGAGUAGACCUGCCUCUUUUGCAGUGGUUGACUUCCUACACAUUCCCAACAGAAGCCAAAUACCAGGACAGUGGUUUUGCAGAAGAAGUGUACACCAGAGUUGUUAGACGAACUCUGAAGAAUGGCACGACUACAGCUUGCUACUUUGCAACAAUUCACACAGAUAGUUCCCUUCUUCUCGCUGAAAUUAUAGAUAAAUUUGGUCAACGAGCAUUUGUUGGAAAAGUCUGCAUGGAUAUGAAUGACAGUGUGCCACAAUACAGAGAGAUUACUGCUGACUCUGUCCAAGAGACAGAAAGGUUUGUUACAGAGCUACUGGAAAAGAAAUACCCCAGAGUACAGCCUAUAAUAACUCCCCGCUUUGGCCCCUCCUGCACAGAGGACUUGCUGAGUGCCCUUGGGGAUUUAGCACAAACCCACGAUCUCCGUGUGCAGAGUCACAUAAGUGAGAAUGAAGAAGAAGUUAAACUUGUGGAGAACAUGUUUCCUGCCUACCAGAAUUACACUGAACUGUAUGAUAAAAACAAGCUGCUGACCAGCAAGACGGUGAUGGCUCAUGCCUGUCAUCUUUCUGAAGAAGAGCUGAAACUUUUUAGUCUUCGUGGAGCUGCAAUUUCACACUGUCCCAAUUCUAACUUUUCGUUGCGCAGUGGUGUCUUAAACGUGCGAAAGGUUCUUGAACACAACGUGAAGCUUGGUCUUGGCACAGAUGUAGCUGGUGGAUAUUCAGCUUCUAUGCUUGAUGCUAUAAGAAAAACAAUGAUGGCAUCUAAUAGCCUUCAGAUCAAUAAAGUGAAUGAAACAGGAGUAACUUUUGAAGAAGCUUUUCAGCUUGCCACCCUGGGAGGAAGCCAAGCUCUAGGACUAGAUGAUGUGAUUGGAAACUUUGAGGUGGGAAAGGAAUUUGAUGCACUGUUAAUCAACACGAAGGCUUCAGAUAGCCCUUUUGACUUGUUUUCUGCUGAUGAUUUUGAGGACGCUCUCCAGAAAUUCCUGUAUCUAGGUGACGAUCGGAAUAUUUCUGAAGUGUAUGUGGCUGGAAAGCAAGUGGUUCCUUUUUCAAGCUCUGUAUAAAUUUUCCUCUGUUUUCCUUUUGCAAAAUACUCUGCUGAUCAUUCUGCAUCUGAUUUGGAAAAGAUUGAUUAAACACAGUGCCUGAUCAUCAGGAGCGACACCUCACUUUUGGAUAAUGUUACAAAAUUUCAAACAUUGAAAAUUUUAGACCUUUCAGGAAUUACUUUACCAAAAUUUUCAUAAUUCUAGAGGGAACAGCUAUUUAAAUUUCUUUGUAAAAAUAACAUUUGAUAAGCGACUUGAUAAAUACCUUAUUUAAAGAGGACACCUGCCGCUCUGUUUAAUGAUAGUAUAGGAAGCAUUAUGUGGAACAACGAGAUGCUCAUUGUCUAUAGGAAUUUUAAAAAGCCCCAGUGCUUGUAAAUUGAUUUUGCAGGUAAUGAAUAUAAUGGAAAAAUGCAAUUUCCAUAAUGUUAUCAUCAAGUAUGGAAAAAUCAGUGUCAUUUUGGAGAAUGUAGUUUUUCCUAGGAGCUUUAAAAAAAAUAGUUUAAAACAUUAUUUUUUAAGAGGAGUUAAGUAGGUGUGUGUUUAUGAAUAAAUAAGGGUCCUUAUCAAAGAGCUUAGAAUUGUCAUUUGUAGUCAGACACUUCACUGAAUUGCCAUGAUCUGAGUGAUGGCUGAAACUUCAGUUCAAUUAGAAGCAGGCACUAAGCUAUUUCUGCAGGCUACAUGAUGGCAAACAAACUCAGAGGGGUUUCUGGACUAGAGGGAGUGCUUCAUCAAGUUCAGCAUCCUGCAGAAUCUUCCCAAACUCAUUUGCUCCUGACUGUUCAGACAGGAUGAUAGGAUGUCCGUUCUCCUUUCUGUAAGGCAAGUGAGUGCAUUUAAAAAAUUUCCAACAGAAACGGUUUCUUUCUGGCCAUUACCACCUUUGACUUGAGGUGAAAAUCAUCACUGAAAAAAGUACUCAGCUUUACUGUGCUUAUUGCGUUUUUCAAUGUGGCAGCCGUAAUUCCAGCCCUGUAUAAUUCCAGGAUUCCAGGUUAAAUAUGCCCUUUUUGUUUUGGAAAUCUGUGUGACUUCCUUUCCUAAAAAGGCAUAUUUCCCUG